CACAGAUACAAAAUGUCUGUGCAACACAAAUAUUGUGUGUGUCUGUGGGAUUGGUAUACUUGAAUCUUUAGGCUAUUUUCCGGAGGACCUGAACCGCAGAAACCCCUCGUCUAAGGAGAUGGCCGACGUGACUACUUCCGUCAUCCAUGAAGUCCUAGGGGGGCGGCUACGAAACGUGGACCAGCCAAUCGUCGACUACAUCAUCAACGUACUUGCUGAUGUGGACUUCGACUUCGGCCUUGAUGGAGACGGUGCUUUGGAAGCAAUCGGCGAUCUUCUUGUCGACUCAGAUUGCGCCUGUGACUACUCUGAAUGUCGCACGAUCUGUAGCAAAUUGUCUGCGAAAUUAGAGAAGCACGGAUUGGUGAAACCAAAACCUUCUGUAAGAAGCUUAAAAGCACCACUGAGAAUGUUUGAUGGGAUGGACGAAGAGGAAAUUCCUAAAAAGAAGUCUGAAACAACUGAUGGCCCUCUGCUGACUGAACGUGACAAAAUCAAGAUAGAAAGGAGGAAUAGGAAAGAGGAGCGACAAAGAGAGGCACAGUAUGAACAUCAUUUAAGAGAGAUGGAAGCUGCCAGAGCCGGGAUGCCUGCUGUUUGUGUAAACCAUGAUGUUGUGGAUGGAGCAGCAAUCAAGGAUAUACAUAUGGAAAAUUUCAACAUAUCCGUUGGUGGUCGUGAUCUUAUUGUGGAUGGAACUGUGACACUUUCUUUUGGCAGGCACUAUGGCCUAGUGGGACGGAAUGGAACUGGGAAAACAACAUUCCUUAGGUACAUGGCUAUGCAUUCCAUAGAUGGUAUUCCCCGGAACUGUCAGAUCUUACAUGUGGAGCAGGAAGUUGUUGGUGACAAUACUUCGGUUUUGCAAUGUGUCCUCAAUUGUGAUGUUGAAAGAACUCAACUUUUGGAAGAAGAAAGUCAUCUACUUGAAUUGCAGAAAGAUAUUGAACUAGAAGGUGAAGUUGGAAAGGGCAAUGGGGAAACAUACAAAAAUGCUAUUGCACAAAGACUUGAGGAGAUAUACAAAAGGCUUGAGCUUAUUGAUGCUUACUCUGCCGAGUCACGUGCAGCAUCCAUCCUUGCGGGCCUCAGUUUUACCACAGAAAUGCAAAAGAGGGCUACAAAAACCUUCUCUGGAGGAUGGAGGAUGAGAAUAGCACUUGCACGAGCAUUGUUUAUCGAACCUGAUUUACUGCUUCUUGAUGAACCAACGAAUCAUCUUGAUCUUCAUGCUGUCCUGUGGCUUGAGUCUUACUUGGUGAAGUGGCCGAAGACAUUUAUAGUAGUUUCCCAUGCUAGAGAAUUUCUGAACACUGUUGUCACAGAUAUUAUUCACCUUCAAAACAAAAAACUUGUUACCUAUAAAGGAAACUAUGAUGCAUUUGAGAGAACUAGAGAAGAAAAAAUUAAGAACCAACACAAAGCAGUUGAGGCCAAUGAACGCUCCAGGGCCCACAUGCAGACAUUCAUUGAUAAGUUCCGCUACAAUGCAAAGCGUGCAUCUCUUGUUCAAUCUAGAAUCAAGGCGCUUGAUAGGCUGGGUCGUGUAGAUGAAGUUUUCAAUGAUCCAGAGUACAAGUUUGAAUUCCCUUCCCCCGAUGACAGACCAGGGCCUCCAAUUAUAAGCUUCAGUGAUGCAUCUUUCGGAUAUCCAGGGGGGCCAUUAUUAUUCAAGAAUUUAAAUUUUGGAAUAGAUUUGGAUAGCCGAAUAGCAAUGGUUGGUCCAAAUGGCAUUGGAAAGUCAACCAUAUUGAAACUAAUUUCUGGUGAGCUUCAGCCAACCUCAGGAACGGUGUUUCGUUCUGCUAAGGUCCGGAUCGCUGUAUUUAGCCAGCACCAUGUUGAUGGCUUAGACAUGUCUUCAAAUCCCUUGCUUUAUAUGAUGCGCUGUUUCCCUGGAGUUCUUGAACAGAAACUUCGUUCUCACCUAGGUUCAUUUGGCAUUAGUGGAAAUCUUGCCCUUCAACCAAUGUAUACAUUGUCAGGUGGUCAGAAAAGCAGAGUUGCAUUCGCAAAAAUCACUUUCAAAAAGCCUCACAUCUUACUACUUGAUGAGCCAUCAAAUCACUUGGAUCUGGAUGCUGUGGAGGCACUAAUACAAGGACUCGUAUUAUUCCAAGGAGGUGUUCUGAUGGUAAGUCACGAUGAACAUCUAAUAUCAGGAAGCGUAGAGCAGUUGUGGGCUGUAUCGGAAGGCCGGGUGAAGCCUUUUGAUGGAACCUUUCAGGAUUACAAAAAACUGCUCCAAUAAUCAUACAAUAUCUCACGUAUUGUAUUGGUUUGGAAAUAUGGUCGAUUUGGAAAUGGGCCAAACCACUCCUUAUUGGAUGCAAAAAGCAUAGCAUAGCAGAGGAUGAAUAGGAUUAUCGAUUGAAUCAACGGUUUGUAUCUUUCAAUGUGAUGCUCCCUACAUAUAUAAGCAAUAUUUAUCGUGGCAUUGCUUAUGGCUUACUUUACUGUCUUUUAAUUGAUAUGGUUAGUAAUGUUUACUAACUUAUACUCCGCCGUUAUAAGACAUGUAACUACGGAGUAAUAUUUUAUUUUCAUUUUAUCCCUUUUUGUGUCUUGUGAUUAUCACUCUGCAUCUUUCCUCCCCAAGGAACGUAUUCUUUUCCUAGAAUUGUUUCUCUACAUAAAUACACAAUCAGUCUCUAUUUUGCCUACACAACUUUUAAUGGGCGAUGUAAUAUUUUGAUUGUUAAUGACAAUAUAUGUACUUCCUCCGU
This is a messenger RNA of Cuscuta campestris, 2726 nucleotides long. The record is from the annotation of a GenBank genome assembly. NCBI's taxonomy places the organism in Eukaryota, Viridiplantae, Streptophyta, Magnoliopsida, Solanales, Convolvulaceae.